Culex pipiens pallens (northern house mosquito) is the source of this 2263-nucleotide messenger RNA. Its product is annotated as nicalin. The record is from RefSeq and is a predicted model, not a curated record. Gene Ontology annotation, biological process: regulation of signal transduction. Gene Ontology annotation, cellular component: endoplasmic reticulum membrane. Lineage: Eukaryota; Metazoa; Arthropoda; Insecta; Diptera; Culicidae. The transcript has 4 exons. The coding region runs from base 148 to 1791 and encodes 547 amino acids.
AAGUGCUGUGCGGUUCUUUUCGGGUUGUGAAAAGUGAAGAGAAAAAAAAAUAUCACCACUCAAAGCUCGAACCGUGAAGUGAAAGCACGUCCACCCGUGUCCGCAGCCCGGAGUGACCGCAGGGAACAACACCACCAGAGUGCCAAAAUGUUCGAGGACGCGGACAACUUCGCCGACUUCUUCCGUGGGGGCUUGCCCUACUAUCUGCUGAUCACAUUACCGAUUCUGAUUCUUUGCUCCUCGAAUCCGGUGCUCGCGGCCAGCGAGUUCGGUGUCCAGCGGAUGGCCCAGUUUGACGUGCACGGAACUCCGUACGGUUGUCGCGCCUCGGCACUGAAUCUGGAAGCAAAGUCCCUGUACACCUGGCAAACCUCGAGGCACUGCAUCGUGGCCCGCUUCCAGGACAUGACCAUCGACCAGUUCCGGGAGAUCCGAGCCAAGGCAGGCGGCCUGGUCAUUCGGCUGCCGGAGGAUACCGCCCAGCUGAGUCUGGAGGAGAAACAGCACAUCCACCUGCUGGAGCAGGCGAUGAUGGCGCAGGAGAUUUCGAUUCCGGUCUACUUUAGCAGAAAUCCCAAGCUGGACGAGAUCAUCAACGACAUCACCAAGACGACGACGGUGUCGGCCCAGCAAAAGUCUUCCCAGCAGCGCGAGUCCGCCAUCAGCGAGAUUCUCGGUUCGAUUUCCGCCAACGGGUACCAGAUUGUGGUGUCCGGCACGAGCCACAACCCGAACAAGCAGUCCAAGAUUCCGAUCAUCCAGGGUGAGCUGACGCCGAGCGGGGCGGGCAAGCUGAAGACGGACGGCGACAGUAAGCUUCCGUUGAUCAUUUUGACGGCCCAUUUGGACACGUUUGGGUUGGUGAACGGGCCGCUGCCGAAUGGGGACGUGGCCGCGUUGCUGACGCUGGUCGAGCUGUUCAGCAAGCUGCACGCCAGCAUUCCCAAGUACCGGCUGAUGUUCUUGAUUUCGGAGUCGGGCAGUUUGCUCAACUUCCAGGGCAUGAAAAAGUGGCUCGACACCAACCUGGACGAGAACGUGCAGAUUCAGCAGGCCGAGUUUGUGGUGUGUUUGGACUCGAUCGCAAAGAUGAGCGACAGCAUCUUCAUGCACGUGUCGAAACCGCCCAAGGAGGGCACGGCGAUGAACGGGUUCUACCGGACGCUGAAGACGGUCGCCCAACGCUACGGAAACUACACCGUCGAGGGAGUCCACAAGAAGAUUAACCUGGCCGAUACGCUGCUCGCGUGGGAACACGAACGGUUCAGCAUGAAGCGAAUGCCCGCGUUCACGCUGUCCAAUUUGAAGUCCCACAAGGACCCGGUGCGCAACACCAUCUUCCAGGACGAGGACCCCGAGGAGCAGCUGGACCGGCUGGAGACGAACGUCAAGAUUCUGGCCGAGUCGCUCGCCGCCUACAUCUACCAGCUUCCGGCCGAAGGCGGCGAGAUCUUCACCGGCACCAUGGCCAUCACCAAAGACACCAUCCGGCCGUGGCUGCAGGUGCGCUCGACCCAGCAAAACAACGAUCUCAAGGGCGCCUUCGAAAAGUACCUCAAAAACGUCAAGCAGAUCCACGAAAAGCCGGACGCCCGCGAGCCCGACUUUAUGCUGUACGACGAGCGGGACGCGCUGCUCAACAUCUACAACGUCAAGCCGGCCGUUUUCGAUCUCUUCCUCACCUUCAUGAUCGUCGCGUACCUGGCCGUCAUCUACUUUGCCAUCUUCUACUUCCCAAAGCUGUACACCUUUGUGUGUCGACUGACCGUUAGCAAGACCAAGGUCAACUAGAAAAAAAAACACCAAACACCCUUCUCAUCGCACCUUUCUCACAACACUAUUUAAAAACUCAAGUUGUGCAAACAAAAAAAAAAACUCAGCACUAGGAUUAAGUGAAACCGAAGCUAGAGACAUUCAUUCAUAUUUGCAUGCAAUCAGUAGACGAUCCCACUCCUUGCACAACCACACUCACACACAAACACAUGCAACCACAACCGGGUUGGCUAGUCGCUGCAUUUAGAAGUCGUGUUUAUUUUUUUCGUUUUCGUUUUCAUUCGCAUGACGACGACAUACAUCGUGUUGAAGUUAGGUUUUCCUCGUUAGAUUUUUUGUUGUUGCGAUUGUUUAGGUGUAGAGUUUUGAGUGUGGGAAAAAGAAAACGGUAAGCGAGGUAAGGUAGCAAAAGGGAGCGGCACCCGCGUGAGGAUCCGAAAUACCUGCGGCGUGAUUAGGUGAAGGAAUAAAGUGAACCUUGAGAGUGAAA